GGGCAACAGACAGUGGCGUCCAAUCACAGCGCAGAGUUCGUUUCCCAAGAACAGAAUACAAAAUGAAAGCCACGCGCUGAUUGGUUGCUAUUGGCACCGACGAUUUUAAUCUGCCCCUUGAAAUAAUUAAUAACUGACGCGGUUAUCAUGGCCGCACAUCUCGCAUACAGUACGGGGCAGGCGCCAUGGUGACCCGGGCGGGACGAACUGCAGUGGGCGGAGCGGGAGAGGGUGGGACGGGGAACUAUUCAGGAAAUACCGGUGACUGGACUAGGCCCGACCGGGAGGAAUGACGCCACCGGGCCGCCGUAUUCGUAUUGAGGCCUAGCCGGGGAAGCAUGGUGGAGGCCGCGCACUGCCGGUGAAGGAGACGAGUGAGGACCGGACCAUGUGGAGCCGCCUCGGGGCUCUGCUGCAGCAGGUGGUGGAGACGCGUGAACCGUCUCAGGACCUGCUGCAGUCCUUUAUACAACACUGGAAAGGGGUGACCCAGUACUACCUAGAGACAACCGAUGAAUCCUGCCCGGCACGUAACACAGACAUACCAUGGCGGCUCCGUCAGCUUCUGGACAUCCUUGUGUUUGAGGAAAAUGGAUGUGGGACCAGAGAAGACCCAGAGGGAACUAACAGCGGACCUGUCGACAAUACGGGACCCUGCAUGGAAUAUCUGCUACAGCACAAGAUACUGGAAACCCUCUGCACCCUGGCUAAAGCUGAGUACCCCCCUGGGAUGAGACAGCAAGUUCUUGUGUUCUUCAGCCGCCUUCUGUCCAAGGUGCAGCGCCCCCUGCUGCACUAUAUCAAUGUUCACCGACCUGUGCAAAAGCUGAUCGCCCUUGGUGGAGAUACUGUUGGGGUCACAGCACAUAAGGAGGAGUUGCAAUUCCUGAUUUCUAUCUGCACCAAACUAGAGAAGGACCCAUCACUCCUCUGCCAUGUCCUAGAGAAUAAGAAUGUGAAUGCAGCCCUGUCUGCUGAAGGUGAGGAAGAAGAAGCAGUAGGAUCUAGCAAACACAAACCUAAGCAGUCCCUGUUCAAAGCUUUGCUGAGACUGUGUAUGUGCCAGACACAGACUGGCCGACUGGCAGUGCGCGCAAGGGAGGCGCUCCUUGGCGUUCUGCGGGCAGCUCAACAGGAAGGUCGAGCACGUCUCAUUGCACAGAGUGACCUGAGCAAGCAAGUGGUACAACGUCUAUGUGAGCUACACCAUGAGAUUCCUCUGAGCACUCACCCGUGUGACAUUACUGCUGCAGAUGGUACAGACUGGAGGGCUGAGGUCAGCAGUGAAGAAUACAAUGCCAUGCCACCUGAAGUGUCAGCUGUAAGGAGAUUUCUGUGCUGGGUUGAAUACUGUAAUUGUCUCCUAAAGGAAUCCCAUGAGGUGAUCGCUGAGACAAUAGCAGAUUCCAUUGCAGAACGUUACUUGAGAGGAAUUCUCCAAGAAGAGCUUCUCCAUGUAUCAGAGCUCCGCAUUCUACGAAGCACCGCUCUUCUUUCUGCAGUGCUCCAGCGUCUGAACCCUUCUGCGCUAACCCAUAGACUUCUAAGUUUCCUGCUGGGAGUAGACAGAGGUCCAGAGAAGAGGAACACCAGUGAGCCACAACUGCGGACUCAGCUCAUCCAGAGGUGUAACCACUUGUCCGAUGAGAUAAGUCUUACUACACUGCGGCUCUUUGAGGAGAUUCUACAGUUCCCGGAGGAGAUCUGUAUGUACAGUCUGGUGCUGCGUAACCUGGAAUCCAGGGGAUAUCUGUCUGCUGUCCACGAGGAAAGCAGAGGACAAGACAGUGAAGCUUUCGAAGGCACAGAUGAGCUGGAAGAAGACCCCUACUUCACAGAUGGCUUUCCAGAUACAGGCCUGAGGCUUAAUAAUGGAAACAAAGACCGCAGUACGGAAUCGUCCGGAACAGAACAAAAUGUCAGGAGCUUCUUGUCACUUGUUCCAGAAGAAAUGAAAUCUUCAGACUCAGGGUUUGACACUUACUUGCAGGAUGCUCUGGUCCAGUACCGAGGCUGCUGCCAGCAUGCAUCAUCAUGGGGAUGGCCGACAUCAUCACAACCACUAAGUACAAGUCAUUCGGGACAGGAGGAAUUCUAUGAGGGGCUUUUUCUUCAGGUUUUGCUUGAUCGGCUGGGGAGUAUCCUGGACCAGCCAUAUGAAAUGAAUUUGCAGGUCACAUCUCUGCUCACCCGCAUAGCUCUCUUCCCACACCCCCACAUCCAGGAAUAUCUUUUGAAUCCCUUCAUCAACCUGGCCCCAGGUGCACGUACUCUCUUCUCUGUGCUUGUGCGGGUGGUUGCAGACCUUGCUCAGCGAUCUCAGCGAGUAUCAGAUUUCCGGGAAAUGUUGCUCCUAAUCAGAAGGCAAUUGACGGGGGAGACUCCUGUUGAACCGUUGGGCCAUGAAACCCUGUGUAAAGGAGUCGUAGUUCUGGAGGAGUUCUGCAAAGAGCUGGCGGCAGCGGCCUGUGUGACCCACCAUCCCCUCGCCUUCUAAUUGUAGAGUGACAUUAACGUGACAUCGAAAUAGCCAGGAAUUCAAGUGCAAUAGCUCUAAUGUCUCCUUUCUGGAGACACAUAAGACUUUGUCUCUUUUUAAUCUUUUUGUGCCUUAUUUCCAUAGCCUUGGCUCCCCCCCGGAGCUUGGAGGAGCUGGGCCUCUUCCAUUUUUAUAAGGAGAGUAUGACGGCUUUUGGCCUUAAAGGGGUUAUCCAGGAAAAAACUUUUUUUUCAUAUAUCAACU
This is a messenger RNA of Hyla sarda, 2743 nucleotides long. It is a transcript of the gene FHIP2B, whose product is annotated as FHF complex subunit HOOK interacting protein 2B. The transcript has 17 exons. Lineage: Eukaryota; Metazoa; Chordata; Amphibia; Anura; Hylidae. The record is from RefSeq and is a predicted model, not a curated record. The coding region runs from base 389 to 2497 and encodes 702 amino acids.